This is a messenger RNA of Triticum dicoccoides, 526 nucleotides long. RefSeq lists its product as uncharacterized. The transcript has 5 exons. Lineage: Eukaryota; Viridiplantae; Streptophyta; Magnoliopsida; Poales; Poaceae. Bases 11 to 526 code for a protein of 171 amino acids. The record is from RefSeq and is a predicted model, not a curated record.
GGAGAGGUCGAUGGAGAUGUUGAAGCGGUUACAGGAGGAAAAAGUAGUGGUAGAACUAGAUGAAGAAGACGAAGUACUCAUCAAAUCAAUAACUUUUAGAAACUCGAAAGAUUAUGUUAAACGGAUCAAAAAGGUCGACGACGACGAUGAAGAUUUUGCUAUACCAGGACAGUCAAGUGUCACAUCAAAGGCGAGGUUUGUGCUCCGGAAGGGAUCCAGCCUACGCAUCGAGGUGCAGCCAACCGGCGACAUGGUCAUGUGCGCCACAGCCAAGGGGUGCAGGUGCAUGACUCUGCUUCUCUCUCUGCCUACACGUUUGUUCCCUGUUCUUGAGGUCCGGUGCGGGCAUGCGCCAACUAGCAACUCGGAGAGGAGCUUUGGCGGCCAAGGCGGGGAGCUUGUACAUGGGUUCCUGGAGGUUGUACUAAUGAAGAAUACAAGCAAGCCGUCGAUUGCUGCAAUUGGGCGGCAGGGAAGAUCGGAGUCAGCCAGUGUGACGGUUGUCAAGGCAACAAUAACCUUCUAA